CCAACGGCCAUCUCUCUUCCAGCCUCCCAGCUCUCCUCACGAAAUGCACACCAUCCAGCAACAAUACUGGGCCGUUCGAGAGUACCUCAGUCCCGUCCUGAAGGAGAGCAAGUUCAAGGAGCACGGGCGCAUCACACCAGAGGAGUUCGUCGCGGCCGGCGACUUCCUCGCGUACAAGUUCCCCGUAUGGACAUGGGAGAAGGGCGAUCCGGCGAAGGCGCGCGACUACCUGCCCGCCGAUAAGCAGUACCUGCUCACGCGGGGCGUGCCGUGCCUGCGCCGUGCGACCGCGCUCGCGUACACGGACGCGGACGAGGACGCGGAGCGGCUGCUCUCGUUCGGGGACCUCUCCGCGACGGGGAACGAGGCGGACGAGUGGGUCGAGACGCACACGGGCCGGCCGACGACGACGGACUCCGUCGCGCACGCGGGCACGAUCGACGACAUCCCGGACGUGGACGACGCGGACGCGGACGGCGCGGCGGGCGCGAUGGGCGGGCUGUCGCUGGGCGACAAGAGCGCGGCGGAGAUCCCGGACAUGGACGAGAUUCCGGACAUGGAGGAGGACGACCUCGAGGCGGACGACGACGAGGCGACGGCUGCGGCGCCCAAGACGUCUGCGGCGCCGGCGGGCGGCGUGAUUACUGCGGACGAGGUGGAAGCGGCGAAGGGGAACUUGCUGCAAGUGCGCACGUAUGAUGUUAUGAUCACGUACGACAAGUACUACCAGACGCCCCGUAUCUGGCUCAUUGGCUACGACGAGAACGGCACCCCGCUCACGCCUCCGCAAAUAUUCCAAGACGUAUCCGCAGACCACGCGUUCAAGACAGUCACGAUCGAGGCGUUCCCGCACUCGGGCUCGCUGCAGGCCGCGUCCGUGCACCCAUGCAAGCACGCGAGCGUGAUGAAGAAGGUCAUCGAGCGCAUGAACCAGGGCGUGAUCGAGGAGCAGCGCGCCGCACGCGGAGGCGGCGGCGCGUCGAGCCCGAAGGAUGGCAAGCAGAAGAAGUGGCUCUUCCGGCGCGCGAGCGGGAACGGCAAGGACGCGCAGGCGGGCGACGAGGACAUCGAGGGCAUGCGCGUCGACUUUUACCUCGUCGUGUUCCUCAAGUUCAUCGCGUCGAUCGUGCCCACGAUCGAGGUCGACUCGACGACCGCGUUCUGAGCGCGCACGCACGUACCAGCACCAGGAAGGGUGCACACGAUACCGACGGCGGAGGCCCGGCCGCGCGCGGGACUAGAAACAAUGGAAGAUGAUACCUGGGACCGUAUGCAUAUCUUGUUUGUCAGAGGUUCUGUACUGCUAUGUAAAUCACGCAAUGUAUAACGUUCACGACGCA
Messenger RNA from Trametes versicolor FP-101664 SS1, 1340 nucleotides. RefSeq lists its product as uncharacterized. The record is from RefSeq and is a predicted model, not a curated record. Gene Ontology annotation, molecular function: Atg8-family ligase activity. NCBI's taxonomy places the organism in Eukaryota, Fungi, Basidiomycota, Agaricomycetes, Polyporales, Polyporaceae. Gene Ontology annotation, biological process: autophagosome assembly; nucleophagy; autophagy of mitochondrion. The coding region runs from base 44 to 1165 and encodes 373 amino acids. Gene Ontology annotation, cellular component: cytoplasmic ubiquitin ligase complex; cytosol. The transcript has 7 exons.